GAGUAGCAAAUAGCACGAAGAAGAAGAGCAAAAGCGAAAAUCAUUCUCAACUUGCUGCCGAGUUUGCUGUGUUUUUGUUUCAAAAUAACUAAAUAUUGUGCAUAAAAGAUGGCUACAGUGGAAACACUCUACAAGGAGCUUACUGCCGAGUGGACAAAGCGUCCACCCAACACGCCCAAAUGCGGUCAACUGCUGGAACAACUGAAAGUGGCGCUCGUCAAGUUGUCUUUUCUGCCCACUGACGGCACCGAUGCCCAGAACUCCAAGAAGCAAUUGUUGCUGGCGCGUUCCGUCCUGGAAAUUGCCGUGGAGCACAGUGUGAUCAGUAAAGAUCUGCUGGCCUUUGAACGCUACAUGUCACAGCUGAAGUGCUACUACUAUGAUUAUGCUAAAAUCAUUGGUGAAUCGGACAACAAAUACAAAUUGCUGGGACUCAAUUUAUUGUAUCUUCUUUCUGGCAAUCGUGUCUCGGAUUUCCACACUGAAUUGGAACUGCUGUCUGUGGACAUAAUUCAGCACAAUCAAUACAUUAAACCCAUUCUGGCGCUGGAACAAUACAUCAUGGAGGGACGCUACAAUAAAAUCUUCCAAGCGAAAUCUUCGAUGCCCGCCGAAGUUUACAACUAUUUCAUGGAUCUGCUGGUGGAAACAGUGCGUGAUGAAAUUGGUGCCUGCAUUGAAAUGUCCUACGAAAAGAUCUCCGCCAAAGAAGCGGCCAAACGUCUCAAUUUGCGAGUACCCGACGAGAUUAAAGCAUUCGGCGAGAAGCGACAAUGGAAACUCGAGGGCAAUGGCAACUACAGCUUUACGGACCGCAGCAUAAAGCCGAAGGAACUACUGCCUUCAGAGGAGCUGGCCGAGCAGGUGCUCAGCUAUGCGCGCGAUCUAGAAAUGAUAGUUUAGGUGUGCACAUUGUAAUUAAUAUGUAAUUAAUCAAAUAAAAUCAACAAAUUUCGAUAA
Messenger RNA from Drosophila sulfurigaster albostrigata, 960 nucleotides. It is a transcript of the gene Rpn12, whose product is annotated as 26S proteasome non-ATPase regulatory subunit 8. The record is from RefSeq and is a predicted model, not a curated record. The transcript has a single exon. NCBI's taxonomy places the organism in Eukaryota, Metazoa, Arthropoda, Insecta, Diptera, Drosophilidae. Gene Ontology annotation, biological process: proteasome-mediated ubiquitin-dependent protein catabolic process. The coding region runs from base 109 to 903 and encodes 264 amino acids. Gene Ontology annotation, cellular component: proteasome regulatory particle, lid subcomplex; cytosol; nucleus.